Messenger RNA from Necator americanus (New World hookworm), 432 nucleotides. RefSeq lists its product as uncharacterized. Lineage: Eukaryota; Metazoa; Nematoda; Chromadorea; Rhabditida; Ancylostomatidae. The transcript is spliced from 5 exons. The coding region runs from base 1 to 432 and encodes 143 amino acids. The record is from RefSeq and is a predicted model, not a curated record.
AUGCAGUACGCACUCACUUUUGUUGUCUUCGCUGUUUCUCUAUCUGGAAGCCUCCAGGAUGAGCUUCCCAUGUGCAAUGAUGAGAAAUACGGGCUCAACGACAACACGAGAGACCAACUGUACAAUGGUAUCAAGCCUUUGAUGAAAUCUGGUCAGUUGGCAUACAAAUGCGAACUCGAAGUAGCCUCAGGAAUGAUCUUGGAGGAUCCCAACAAAGACUUCCAGUUCACAGAAGCUACCAAAACGUAUCCUCUCAUCUUUGAAGUUGAAGCGAAAGACGGAGACACUCCUUCUAGCGUGAACAAAGCUGCUCUCAAAUUCUGGGAAAAAUACAUUCCUCAUCUGGGCACUUCAAGAAAGGCAGUCGGAUGCGGCUACCUGCUCCAGUGGGGAUACCACAAAUUCAUAUGCCUCUUUGACGACAAGGAGUGA